AUGGGAAAGCCAGCGAUGAAGCGACCCGCAGUUCGUGACGACGAGGAUGCCGUGUCCAUGCAUACGACGCCCGACGACUACGCCUACGAUGAUGUGCCCGAGCUGCCAUCCUACAGCGACAGCGAGGCCACUGCAUCAGCCUCUGGCGAUACUGCACACUUGCUACCACGAGAUGCACCUCCCGCAGAGGAGUACGCGGUCAUCAACCCCGGCGCAACUGGCUGGAGACAGUUCUCCAAGAACAACAAGCCUGGCAGUGACACCACAAUCCGCAUGGACGAGCGGCUAACCAAGCCCGAAGACCUGCACGACUAUGUAGUGAACUACCUCGCCCUCGUCCCACCGACUCCCAAGAUCCGUAUCAAUGGUUACCACACCGAGACAUCCUACCGCAACAACAAGAAAGAGACAAAUCGGGUGGCAGACUUCGAUAUUGGGUUCAAUCUAUCAAAGUACUUGCCCGCCCCUGUGGUGGUAGACGCCCACCGCACAGGCGGGGAGGGCUGGAGCCCACGAGUAGCUGUCAACAGCGACAAGGUCUAUCGUGGUAGCUGGCGCAAGACUCGUGCACCAGGCUAUAAGCAAGAUAUCGAGGUCGGGAAUGAGUCUCACCCCGACCUCAUGCGCUGGUGCGAUGAGUAUUGCGAGUCGAAGUCUGCUUUGAAAGUCUUCCGUGUCAGUCGCGAGGUACCAGGUCUCGACAGUACCUAUCUCCGCGAGAAUAUCGAGGGUCUGAUCCGCUCAACAGGCUACGGAGGUCACAUCAACAUUGCCUUUCCACUGGAAGACAAGCACGUCGACAUCUAUAACCCGCACUGGGUCAAUGAGUGGCGUAUCAGCUGGAUACGCUUCAUUUCCUACUUCACUUUCUUAUGGAUCUUCACCUGGCCAAUCCUGUUCUUCGUGACGAAGUACUGGAACGUGUAUACCAUCAAUUGGUGCUAUAGCUGGCAGAGUCCGCAGGGUAAGCGGUAUGCCGGUGGUCUGAGUGAGGAGGGUUGGGUGGAGAGGCAUGGGAACAUGAUACGAGGGUUGGCGCUCGAGAAGUAUCAGGGUGACGCUACGGAUUUGCCACUUGAUGCUGGGCCCAGUGAGGGUAGAGGAAGACUGCCGUCGACUGGGAAUGCUAAUGUGGAUGCUGCGGUUGGUCUUGUGCACGGUGGAGUCGGGUUGUGGAAUUCUUUGUCGAGAGGUGGAGGGGAUAGCAGUGCUUGGGGUGGUGAUUCUUGA
Messenger RNA from Recurvomyces mirabilis, 1230 nucleotides. RefSeq lists its product as uncharacterized. The coding region runs from base 1 to 1230 and encodes 409 amino acids. The transcript has a single exon. The record is from RefSeq and is a predicted model, not a curated record. Lineage: Eukaryota; Fungi; Ascomycota; Dothideomycetes; Mycosphaerellales; Teratosphaeriaceae.